Messenger RNA from Dissoconium aciculare CBS 342.82, 751 nucleotides. RefSeq lists its product as uncharacterized. The coding region runs from base 402 to 689 and encodes 95 amino acids. The record is from RefSeq and is a predicted model, not a curated record. Lineage: Eukaryota; Fungi; Ascomycota; Dothideomycetes; Mycosphaerellales; Dissoconiaceae. The transcript has a single exon.
UCGUGCUCAGGAUAUGCCUGUCCAGAAACAAAGAUCAGACACACACAGAGUCUGGCUUUUGCGACUCUUUCGUAUCAUGCUGCGUCGUUGGUCCGAAAAUCGAUCUUACUGGAUCGUCACAAUCGCGAUGGACAGUAACAAACGGCACACAAGAAGUGGAGCAAUCCUGACGAUGGCCCACUGAGCUUACUCUAUUGAGGGCGUGUGUGCUCAGCAAAAGUGUGCUGUGCCACGAUUCGUCUGGGCACGGCGUCGAUGCGCCGCAAGAUAGAGGCCUAACGGAAGCAGAUGGACACACCAACCUGAUGAACGGCUGUUCGGUCCCUAGACCCACCUGUCCUGUGAAGACGUGAUGAGACUGUAGGAGCGCUUACUCGGGUGCCCUAGAUGCGUCAAAGAGCAUGUCGUUCAGUGAUCGACGUAAGCGGAUCCUCCAAUCUGACCGACUCGAAAAGUUUGUUCAUGAUGAUCAUGCCCGAUUAGAAGAGUGGGUGACCGAAAAAGAAAACAUCUUACGCCGGAGGUCGGGUUGCUGUUCCUUUGCGAGUUCGUCAACUGUAAUCAUAGCUUGUAAUCCGACGCUGAGUGUGUGCUGCCAGCACAUCAUUCUGCUCGCUCUGAAGUACACAGUGACUUCGCGGACACGGUGUGAUACCUACCUCGAAGCUGAAUUCGGUCUGGCUGGCUGAUGUUGAAUCUCGAAGUUGGUUCGGGAUAAUCAGGCGGGAACAUAGCUCUUACCUGAAACAUG